AUGAAUUUUUCCCUUUUCAAUCUUAUUUUCUUCCUUUCCCUCGUAAAUGGCUUUGAGAAGACCCUCGAGAAACGCGAUCUUCUCUACUGGAAUCGAACUUACAACGGCUGGAGAAACCAGAAAAUUUCCCAGAAGCGCCCGAAAAAUAACAAGAAACGAUUUCUUCAAGCCAUGAUGAGAGCUUCUCCUGUGCGGAGAAAUUCUAGUAGCUGA
Messenger RNA from Oikopleura dioica, 213 nucleotides. The record is from the annotation of a GenBank genome assembly. NCBI's taxonomy places the organism in Eukaryota, Metazoa, Chordata, Appendicularia, Copelata, Oikopleuridae.